AUGCCUGGAGCCCACCGUUUUGUGCCAAGGAUCAUUAAGGACCCUAUCCAUGACCUCAGUACGCCAUUACCCUCUCAUUCAGCACGCCAAUUCCAACGCCUACGCUACAUCAAACAACUGGGAACUUCGUACUUUGUCUGGCCCGGAGCAUCACAUAAUAGAUACGAGCAUUGCCUAGGUGUUGCCCAUCUUGCCAGGACUUUGGCGACGAACCUACAGACGAAGCAACCAGAUCUCGGGAUCACUGAUAGGGACAUUGAAUGUGUAGAACUUUCUGGCUUAUGCCAUGACCUCGGACACGGACCAUGGAGUCAUGUUUGGGAUUCAAUGUUUGUUCCGACGGCACUACCAGACUUGAAAACCCCAUGGAAACACGAGCAAGGCUCUGAGAUGAUGUUCGAUUAUCUUGUAGCCUGCAACAAUAUCGAAAUUGAGGAGGCAGACACGAAAUUCGUCAAAGCCCUUAUCGCAGGGGAUCCGGCGAAAUGUGAUCCGUCCGAAAAGGGGUUUCUCUUUGAUAUCGUAGCCAACAAGAGAAAUGGCUUGGAUGUGGACAAGUUUGAUUAUUUCGUCCGCGACUCCCAUAUGAUUGGCGAGCCUAUCAAGAUCAAUCUUACACGCCUACUCAAAUCUGCCCGGGUGAUAGACGGGCAAAUUUGUUACGACAUCAAAGAUGCCAACAAUAUCUACGAGGUGUACAACACUCGAUUCCGCUUGCACAAGCACAUCUAUAACCACAAGACAGCCAAGGCCAUCGAGCACAUGAUCAUUGACGCUCUCCUCUUGGCAGAACCGCAUCUGAAAAUAGCUUCAAGAGUGUUUGAUCCCGAAAAAUUCACCUACUUGACCGACGAUAUCAUGACCCAGAUUGAGUAUGAUGCAUUAAGCAAUGCAGAUUUGGCUCCUGCCGCCGCAAUUUUUGACCGUAUCCGGGUCCGCGACUUGUACAAGAGCGUCGAUUAUAAAACGGUUGAUUGGGCUGAUCAUAAGUUCUUCAAGGCGGAGGUAACGCCAGCCAAGAUUGUGAGGGAAGCGCACAAUGAUAUGACCGAGCCUUCUGGCCUUACUCCGGAUGAUGUCAUCGUCCACGUUAAGUUCUACUCCAAGGCUCGACCUGACGUGUGUGCUAUUGCUCAACCGGGCGACUAUUCGAGCCUCGUGCCGUCAGUCUUUGGAGAAGUACUUCUUCGCGUAUAUACGAAAAAAGCAGAGCAAGCUGGGUACCGCGCUCUCCUUUCCAAGAUUACUGGCAGACCAGCUGUCACUGUGCCCACGCCACCUGCCACUGAGGCUCCUUCUACUCCUAGAUCGUCUCGCAACAGCAGCUUAGCUGCACUCGAUGGUUCCCCCGGUGGGAGCAAAUAUGGCGAGAAUCAAUUUACUACCGUUGAGCGGGGCUAUAUCCCAGCAAGUCCUGCCAAACAACUGAAACGCAAAACUAGGACUAUAGAGGCGGAAGGAUCUUCGAAGAAGAAGAGGACGCCAUGA
Molecule: messenger RNA, 1488 nt
Organism: Desarmillaria tabescens
Lineage: Eukaryota; Fungi; Basidiomycota; Agaricomycetes; Agaricales; Physalacriaceae
Exons: 12
Coding region: 1-1488 (495 amino acids)
Biological process (GO): dGTP catabolic process
Cellular component (GO): nucleus
Molecular function (GO): dGTPase activity
Source: RefSeq, a predicted model, not a curated record